Trachymyrmex septentrionalis is the source of this 993-nucleotide messenger RNA. RefSeq names its product vesicle-fusing ATPase 1-like. The coding region runs from base 1 to 993 and encodes 330 amino acids. Gene Ontology annotation, cellular component: Golgi stack. Lineage: Eukaryota; Metazoa; Arthropoda; Insecta; Hymenoptera; Formicidae. The record is from RefSeq and is a predicted model, not a curated record. Gene Ontology annotation, molecular function: ATP binding; ATP hydrolysis activity. The transcript has 6 exons. Gene Ontology annotation, biological process: intra-Golgi vesicle-mediated transport; SNARE complex disassembly; Golgi to plasma membrane protein transport.
AUGACAAUCACUUUGCAGCAAUACACACAGCAAUAUCAAACUACUGCACCUACACUGUAUCACAGUGUACUACACAAGUGUAGCUUGACAUUAGAUGAUUCGACAAUGAAACAAAAACAUAAUUUAAAUAUGGAAGAGGAACUUAAGUUAAAUAAAAGUGAACUGUCUUCUGAAGCGGUGGAAAGUGAAAUUGAAGAAACUCCAUUAAGUGCAAAGACAUUUUCUACAAAUAUAUUAUCUGAAACAGUAAAUAAUUGGUUAAACUUUAAGUUAAAUCGUAACAUUAUUACUUGGGGUACGCUGGUAACUGAAAUUCUUGAAGGUGGCAAUUUAUGUAUUAAAGUUGCUCGGGCAACUGGGUUCUUUUCUGUUCUUUUGGUAGGAUUACCAAAGACUGGAAAAACAACGCUUGCCGCACAAAUUGCAAAAAAUUCAAACUUCCCAUUUAUUAAAAUUAUUACACCUGAAGACAUAAUCAACCUUGAUGAAUUUGACAAUGAUUCUGCAAAAUGUCGUUUUAUACAGAAGGCAUUCGACGAGGCAUAUCGUUCGCAGCUCAGCUGCAUUUUAAUUGAUAAUAUUGAACGUCUAGUGAAUUACUGUCCACUGAAAUCAAAGUAUUCUAUUCUGAUAUUGCAAACACUUUUCGUUUUAUUAGAGAAAUCGCCACCGCCUGGUCAUAAACUGUUGAUUUUAUGCACUUCUAGUUGCCAACAAUUUUUAAUCGAUGUGGAAUUAAUUUUAACAUUUAAUACCACUUUUUAUGUGCCUACUUUAUCAACUGUUGAUCAUAUGUUAAACGUGUUGGAUGAAGUUAAUCUCUUUUCAAAACAUAAAAUGGCUUCCUUUCGGACAAAGCUUCAAGGAAAGCAACGGAUAUUCAUUGGUAUUAAGAAGUUACUUUGCCUAAUAGACAUAGUACGUCAAGUGGAACCAAGUGACAGAGUCGAAGAAUUUUUUAUAAGAUUGCUGGACGAAGGCGGUCUACAGUAA